UUUAUUGAGCAACAGGGGGAACUCAUGUGCUCAGCUUAAUUUUUAGGCAAAAAUGGCCAAAAUACUUCAGAAAUAUAUAAAGUUUACCAGCAAAGAGCUAGAACAGUAUGCCGCCAAUCCAGAGUCGUGCGUGCGUUGCGUGAAAACAGAUCUGCACCUGUCAAUGGGCCCAUAUGGCAUGGCCAACUUCAAGCACGCUUUACACGAGCUCCUCAUUCGCACCAAGGUGGGAAUAUACGAUGCCAACCUGAAUGGCAUUGUGCUCGGUAUUCAGAAUAUCAAGGUUCUUGGUCAGACGGCCGGAAUGCGAGCCGAUGAUCCAACCCUGCACUUGGUAAUUAAUGCUGAUUUCUAUGUGUUGAGGCCAGCGGCGGGAGCGGUGCUCCAUGGGGUUGUCCGGCAUAUAUCCAAGCAUCAAAUUAGCGCCAUCAUCUACAGAGUCUUCAACACAACCAUUAGGUUUACGAAUAAGAAACAAAGCCGAGAUGGCAUUGUGAUGGAUCAGGAAAUCAAGUUUCGUAUUAAGGAUUUUAAUAUCAGCACAGUGAUGCCUUAUAUUGAGGGAGAACUUUUGCUGGAGGAGACCGAUCCUCAGAAUAAAUCUAUUAAAUUUGAAGAUGACACGGAAUCAACUAUAGAGAAUGGUACAGAAACUCCCGUUGAGAACGGCACAGAAACGCACGUAGAGCUAGAUGCUCUGGUCGAACUGAUCAAAAUGGAACCAAACAUGUCACCAGAGCCGACACCCAAAAAGAAAAAGGCGGAAAAGCGUAAGAAAAGUGAAGAAGCUGAAAAAGUUGUGCAAAAAGUGAAAAAAUCAAAAAAAAUAAAAACUGAACCCGUAUAGCCUUCAAAUGUGUGUGGUUAAUUUUAAUGAAUUAAGUUAAUGGUACAAAUUAUAUUUAAUAUAUACUACAGUAGUUUGCCUUGAGCAAUUACUUAAUAAUAAGUUCUAUAUGUAAAUGUAUAGAAUUUCGAAAUUACAAAUUAUAAAUAUGAGUUAAAAAGUAACUAACCAUUGUACCCAUUCAAAA
Messenger RNA from Drosophila innubila, 1034 nucleotides. It is a transcript of the gene Polr1F, whose product is annotated as DNA-directed RNA polymerase I subunit RPA43. The record is from RefSeq and is a predicted model, not a curated record. Gene Ontology annotation, biological process: DNA-templated transcription initiation. The transcript is spliced from 2 exons. The coding region runs from base 53 to 847 and encodes 264 amino acids. Lineage: Eukaryota; Metazoa; Arthropoda; Insecta; Diptera; Drosophilidae. Gene Ontology annotation, cellular component: RNA polymerase I complex.